AUGGCCAUCGACUUUCAAGAGGAGCGGUACAGCUCAACCAAUUCCGAGAAGGAUGAUGUUAAGGUUCAAGAGGUACUCCAGACCAUCGCUGACUUCGACGAUCCGAACAUCGAUCGUGACGAAGCUGUCGUCGGAGUCCUUGAGGAUGAUUCACCAUAUCCAGAGGUCCGCAGUGCUGUAGCCAACACGGAUGAUCCGUCUAUCCCUUGCAACUCGUUCCGCGCUUGGGUCAUUGGUCUCGCAUGGGCCGUUUUGAUUGCUGGCUUGAAUCAAUUCUUUUUCUUUCGCUACCCAUCCGUGACCAUCUCGAGUAUCGCGGCACAAUUGCUUUCCUUCCCUGUGGGUCGCCUCUGGGCAAAGGUCGUGCCAAAUGUCCGCGUCUUUGGUAUUAAGUUGAACCCUGGACCAUUUUCAAUUAAAGAACAUGUCUUGGUUACUAUCAUGGCUUCCGUUGGUGGAUAUUGUGCGUACUUCGGUCGUACUGAUAUCAUUGCGGUCCAACGAGUCUAUUAUGGACAAACUUACAGUUUCAUUUACCAAUGGAUGGUGGUUAUGUCCACUCAGCUCAUUGGUUUUUCAAUCGGCGGUAUCUUGCGGCGAUUCCUCGUACAGCCUCCCUCGAUGAUAUGGCCUGCCAACCUCGUGACGUGUGCUCUUUUCAACACCCUCCAUUCGCAGACAUAUGCAGGUAUAGGUACCCGUGGAGGAAUUUCGCGUGAACGCUUCUUCUUUUAUGCAUGGUUGGGUGGUCUCCUAUGGUACCUUGUACCUGGGUACCUCUUCCAGGGCCUAUCUUACUUCUCAUGGGUAUGCUGGAUUGCGCCAGAAAACAUCGUGGUAAAUCAGAUGUUUGGGUAUGUGAGCGGAUUGGGAAUGAGCAUGGUCACAUUUGACUGGUCUCAGAUUGCUUACAUUGGUAAGUUUUCAACACGUCGGUGGGCCGAGGCAAAUAUCGCAGUUGGCUUCGUAUUCUUCUUUUGGCUCGUUGUCCCUUCGCUGUACUACACCAACGCCUGGGACAGCAAGUACAUGCCAAUUUCCUCGAGGACAUCGUACGACAAUACUGCCGCCUCAUACAAUAUCACCCGUAUCAUCAACUCGGAUGCCUCUCUUAACUUGACAGCAUAUGAGGAAUAUAGCCCUCUGUUCCUCUCAACGACUUUCGCUAUAUCCUAUGCCCUGUCGUUCGCCUCUAUCACAGCAACGCUCAUGCAUGCAUUCCUGUUCUUCAGGAAACAAAUAUGGGUCCAGAGCAGACGUUCGAUGCACGAGCAGCCUGACAUUCACGCCAGGCUCAUGUCCAAGUACAAACAGGUGCCAGAAUGGUGGUACAUGAUCAUUUUUGUACUCAUGUUUGUGAUUGGUGUUAUUUCCAUUGAGCUGUGGCACACCGAGUUCCCAGUUUGGGCCUUUGUCCUGUCCUUGAUUAUCGCAUUCUUUUACGUCAUUCCUAUCGGGAUGAUUCAGGCCAUCACCAACCAGCAAGUUGGACUGAAUGUUAUCACUGAACUAGUCGUUGGAUACGCUCUUCCUGGCAAACCUAUUGCAAUGAUGAUGUUCAAGACCUGGGGAUACGUCACCAUGUACCAAGCGCUCACCUUUUCUUCCGACUUCAAGCUUGGUCACUACAUGAAGAUUCCUCCACGGACCAUGUUCUGGGGUCAAGUCGUAGCUACUGCCAUCGCAGGCACUGUACAGCUCGGUGUGCAAGCAUGGAUGUUUACCAACAUUCCAGACAUUUGCAACCCUACUCAGAAGGAUGGCUUCAUCUGCCCCAACACAGAAGUCUUCGGAACCGCCAGCUUUAUCUGGGGGGUCAUCGGCCCACAAAGACAGUUCUCGUCAGGCCAGGUCUAUCACGACCUUGUAUAUUUCUUCCUCAUCGGCGCGUUUUGCCCGGUCGUCGCAUGGUUGAUCUCGUUGAAGUGGCCAAAUAGCUUCAUCCGCUAUGUCAACUUUCCUGUUAUCUUCAGCGGUAUGGGGGCCAUUCCCCCAGCCAGUGCGCUGAACUACGUCCCAUGGGCAAUCGUUGGAUUCAUUUUCCAAUACGUUAUCCGGCGUAAACAUUUCUCUUGGUGGACGAAGUAUAAUUAUGUCCUUUCGGCUGCCAUGGACUCUGGUUUGGCCGUAUCCAUCAUCUUGAUUUUCUUCUGCCUCCAAUAUCCAGACAACGGUACAAUCGGACUGCACACCAUCCAAACGUGGUGGGGCAAUACUGUAUUUUCGAAGACGGCUGAUGGACAAUAUACGGCGCUCUGGACUUUACCAGAAGGUUCUACUUUCGGUCCGACGACGUGGUAAUUAUUAGUAUGACGACGUGAAAUCAUGUACGAGAUCUAUAUAUCAUAUGAUACACAUAUAAGUUCUUGACAAAUCGAAUGAAUGGUUU
This is a messenger RNA of Suillus discolor, 2389 nucleotides long. Its product is annotated as OPT oligopeptide transporter protein-domain-containing protein. Gene Ontology annotation, molecular function: oligopeptide transmembrane transporter activity. Lineage: Eukaryota; Fungi; Basidiomycota; Agaricomycetes; Boletales; Suillaceae. Bases 1 to 2301 code for a protein of 766 amino acids. The record is from RefSeq and is a predicted model, not a curated record. Gene Ontology annotation, biological process: transmembrane transport. The transcript has 23 exons.